Molecule: messenger RNA, 153 nt
Organism: Talaromyces stipitatus ATCC 10500
Lineage: Eukaryota; Fungi; Ascomycota; Eurotiomycetes; Eurotiales; Trichocomaceae
Exons: 2
Coding region: 1-153 (50 amino acids)
Source: RefSeq, a predicted model, not a curated record
AUGGCACUUGCUUUACAACUGCCCCUUCAACUAGAGGCCAAUACAAAUGACGAACUCACACAAUAUCUUAGAAGCAGUCCGACCAAACCAUGUAGUCCGCGUGUAUUCUGGGAGAAUGAACAUAACUUCCUAGUACUUGCCCAUCUUGCCUAG